AUGUGCUACUGCUGUCACGCUGGCCACAGCAGCCACGGCGGCAACGGUAUUGGCAUUUGGGGACAGUCACAAAAUGAUGGGACAAAAGACACAGGAAGUCUUGUUGAGCUGCAACAGGUAUUGUCUUCCCUCAGUGAAACAGGGAAAACCAUCAGUGGCAUGGUACUCUGGAGGCAGCAGUUCUUUGCAAUGGCAAGAGUUCGCUUCCUAAAGUUAAGGCGUGAAAGAAAAGGUCUGUUGACUAUGUUAUUACUUUUCAGCAUUAGCUUUAUCCCUCACCUCUUGGAACAUCUGUUCUAUGAGUUCUAUUCAAAAAGUUGGGACUUGGCUCCAAACAAGUACUUCCUCUCACCAGGACAGCAGCCACAAGAUCCUCUGACCCGUUUGCUGGUCAUCAAUAAAACGGGGUCAAGUAUUGAUGACUUUAUAUAUUCACUGAGGCGACAGAACAUAUCCUUGGAAGUGGAUGCCUUUGGAACUAGAAAUGGCGCAGACGAGGGAUCCUACAAUGGUGCUAUCGCUGUGUCGGGGAAUGAAAAGGAUCUCAGAUUUUCAAUAGCAUGCAAUACGAAAAGGGUGAAUUGCUUUCCUGUCCUCAUAGAGGUCAUUAGCAAUGGGCUACUUGGAAUUUUUAACUCUUCAGAAUACAUUCACAUUGACCAUAGAACAUUUUAUGAAGAGGACUUGGAUUAUGAGUUUGGGCUCCUGAGUGCCGCCUCCUUCUGGAUACCGAUGGCAGCCUAUUCCGUUCCUUACAUUGCAAUGAGCAGCAUCAGUGACUACCAAACAAAAGCUCACUCUCAGCUGCGAAUUUCAGGCCUCUACCCUUCCGCAUACUGGUUUGGACAGGCACUGGUAGACAUUCCCCUGUACUUCAUGAUCCUCCUUCUGACGCAAGUCACGGAACACAUGUUUAAUAUAUACACACUUCAAAAUAUGUUAACUAAAAUCCUCUGUGAUACUGGAUAUGUCUUGUCUCUUGUUUUCUUGACAUAUGUUAUUUCAUUCAUUUCUCACAAUGGGAAAGAAAGCAGUAGCAUUUGUUCAUUUUUCUUCUUAAUUACCAUCAUCUUGUCCAUAGUGGUUACUGAUCAAAAUGGCCACCGACUUCUGGGACUACUUUUCUGCACCAUAUUAAUACCACCCUUCACAUUGAUUGGCUCUCUUUCAAUUAUAAAUCAGGCUUUUUCUGACUACAUGGAUUACUCAGGGACUUCAGAAUUUGACAUUUUACAUCUGGCACUGCUAAUACCUUACCUUCACUUUCUUAUUUUCCUUUUCAUUCUGCGCUGUCUGGAAAUGAACUUCAGGAAGAAAUCAACGAGAAAGGAUCCUGUGUUCAGAAUUCCUCCAAGAAGCAAUGAUGUUUAUCCAAACCUAGAAGAACCUGAAGGAGAGGAUGAAGAUGUUCAGAUGGAAAGAAUGAGAACAGCAGAUGCUAUGACUGUCCCAGACACUGAAGAGCAGCCAAUCAUCAUUGCCAGCUGUCUACGGAAGGAAUAUUCAGGCAAAAAGAAAAAUUGCUUUACCAAAAGGAAGAAAAAAGUUGCCACAAGGAAUGUCUCUUUCUGCAUUAAAAAAGGUGAAGUUGUAGGACUGUUAGGACACAGUGGAGCUGGUAAAAGCACAGUGAUGAAGAUGAUCGCUGGAGACACAAAACCAACCGCAGGGCAGGUGAUUUUGAAAGGGAGCAGUGGAGAGGACACCCUCGGGUCCCUGGGGUACUGUCCUCAGGAGAAUGCAUUGUGGCCCAACCUGACGGUGAGGGAACACCUGGAGAUAUAUGCCGCCGUGAAAGGGCUGAGGAAAGGACCAGCGACGAUCGCCAUUACAUGGCUAGCGGACGCGCUCCAGCUGCAAGACCAACUGAAGGCUCCCGUGAAGACCUUGCCAGAGGGCGGGAAGAGAAAGCUGUGCUUCCUGCUGAGCGUCCUGGGGAACCCGUCGGUGGUGCUUCUGGACGAGCCCUCGACCGGGAUGGACCCUGAGGGACAGCGGCAGAUGUGGCAGGUGAUCCGGGCCACCUUUAGAAACAUGGAGAUGAGUGCCCUCCUGACCACCCGUUAUCUGGCAGAGGCCGAGGCUGUGUGUGACCGAGUGGCCGUCAUGGUGUCGGGAAGGCUGAGAUGUAUCGGUUCCAUCCAACACCUGAAAAGCAAAUUUGGCAAAGACUACCUGCUGGAGAUGAAGGUGAAGACCCUCGCACAUGUGGAGCCCCUCCACGCAGAGGUCCUGAGGCUUUUUCCCCAGGCUGUUCGUCAGGAAAGGCUCUCCUCCCUGAUGGUCUAUAUGUUGCCUGUUGAGGACGUGCAACCUUUAUCACAGGCUUUCUUCAAAUUAGAGAGAGUUAAACAGAGCUUCGAUCUGGAGGAGUACAGUCUCUCACAGUCCACCCUGGAGCAGGUUUUCCUGGAGCUCUCCAAGGAACAGGAGCUGGGUGAUUUUGAUGAGGACCCCGGUGCCUCGGUGAAGUGGGAACUCUUCUCCCAGGAAGAGCUUUAAGGCCCCAAAUACCCCGCUUCUCUUUAAGCUCGUGAAUCUUUUUAAGAUAGUAUUUUAUAGCACCGAUAUACCUUAUCUCAGACUUUGGAAAUACAUGUUAUAUUUUUCCUCAAUACUGUGUCUUAUAGUAGAACUGGGGUGACGUCAGGAGGGCAGUGGUAGGACAUGAGGUAGGGCCAGAUCACACAGCCACCAUACUAGCAACUAAAGCCCAUGUUUCCCCCUGUGUUAAACUUAAAAAUACAGUUAUUAUAAAAUUGUCUACAUGUCAGAGAAUUAUGCAGAAAUUGCUUAAUUUUCUUUUUCUGAGCUUCAGAAUAUUGGUUAUUUUCUUAUAUUUUGGAUUAAAGUAUAAAUUAAGACAUCCUAUUGAUGUCAGCAAAAGAAGAGUCUAUUGAUUUUCCUUUUCGGUCAUU
Molecule: messenger RNA, 2918 nt
Organism: Carlito syrichta (Philippine tarsier)
Lineage: Eukaryota; Metazoa; Chordata; Mammalia; Primates; Tarsiidae
Product: ATP-binding cassette sub-family A member 9-like
Exons: 22
Coding region: 1-2502 (833 amino acids)
Biological process (GO): lipid transport; transmembrane transport
Cellular component (GO): intracellular membrane-bounded organelle; membrane
Molecular function (GO): lipid carrier activity; ABC-type transporter activity; ATP hydrolysis activity
Source: RefSeq, a predicted model, not a curated record